Messenger RNA from Talaromyces atroroseus, 504 nucleotides. RefSeq lists its product as hypothetical. Bases 1 to 504 code for a protein of 167 amino acids. Lineage: Eukaryota; Fungi; Ascomycota; Eurotiomycetes; Eurotiales; Trichocomaceae. The transcript has a single exon. The record is from RefSeq and is a predicted model, not a curated record.
AUGUCACACUUCAACUGGCCCCAUCCGCCCUACGCCGAGGACCAGCCCUACGCCAAAUCCCUCUUGUACGUGCACGUUUUCCAGCGCGGCUUCCAAGCCGGCGCGGGCGUUGGGCUGGUGCACGCCGUAUACAAAGCUAUUCGACCGGCAACCUCGGCUACAAAAUCUGCAGCUGCCAGCACAACAACAGCAAAACAAACACAAUUCCUCGCACGCAUCGGCAGAGCCUGCCUCGUCGGCAGCGGCGUCAGCAUGGCGCUGCUCACGGCGCGCAUGUGGGGUUUAGAGCAGAUCGAGUGGCAGGACCGGAGCUGGCGCUUGUUGGAGAAUGAGGGCCAGGUUAUGCACGACCGGUAUGGUGAUUGGGGCGCUGGGCUGGGGGUUGUAAGUGCUCUUGUUGGAGGGACGAGGAGUGUUGGUUGGCAAAUGGUUGUUGGGAGGGCUGGAGUGGGUGCGUUGGCUGGUGCUGUUGUUUGUGCUGUUGUGCGUAGGACUACUGUGUGA